AUUAGGGUUUUCAAAAAAGGUCGCAGGCUCAUAUAUAAAGAAAGAAUAACCUAAAACCUCAGCUUUCUGCAACUCUCCCCUCCAAGAAAUGGGUAUUUUCAGGUUUCAUCAAUACCAGGUGGUCGGUAGAGCGUUGCCUACCGAGUCCGAUGAGCAACCAAAGAUUUACCGGAUGAAGCUCUGGGCCACCAAUGAGGUUCGCGCCAAGUCUAAGUUCUGGUACUUUUUGAGGAAGCUCAAGAAGGUUAAGAGGAGCAAUGGUCAAGUUUUGGCGAUAAAUGAGAUUUAUGAGAAGAACCCAACCACAAUCAAGAACUAUGGUAUCUGGCUGAGAUACCAAAGUCGAACUGGCUAUCACAACAUGUAUAAGGAAUACAGAGAUACCACUCUGAAUGGCGGAGUUGAGCAGAUGUACACCGAGAUGGCCUCUCGCCACAGGGUGAGGUUCCCUUGCAUCCAGAUUAUCAAGACAGCUACUAUUCCAGCGAAGCUGUGCAAGAGAGAGAGCACAAAGCAGUUUCAUAAUUCGAAGAUUAAGUUCCCUCUGGUGUUUAAGAAGGUUAGGCCACCAACUAGGAAGCUCAAGACCACAUACAAGGCUUCCAGACCUAAUUUGUUUAUGUAAUUCGUCUCAUGAGUUCAGUGAAAAGAGAUCAAAAUUCUACUCAGUUUUGGAUUUUAUAUUUGUUGACUUCCUCUUUUCGUUUUUGGAUCUUACAUUCUAUGCUUGGGUAUUUAACUUCAUGCGGAAAUGACUGUUUCUUAAAAAUGUUAUUUCACUUGUCUACUAAGUUCAUUUAA
Molecule: messenger RNA, 801 nt
Organism: Mercurialis annua (annual mercury)
Lineage: Eukaryota; Viridiplantae; Streptophyta; Magnoliopsida; Malpighiales; Euphorbiaceae
Product: 60S ribosomal protein L18a-2
Exons: 4
Coding region: 89-625 (178 amino acids)
Biological process (GO): translation
Cellular component (GO): ribosome; cytosolic large ribosomal subunit
Molecular function (GO): structural constituent of ribosome
Source: RefSeq, a predicted model, not a curated record